Molecule: messenger RNA, 1752 nt
Organism: Camellia sinensis
Lineage: Eukaryota; Viridiplantae; Streptophyta; Magnoliopsida; Ericales; Theaceae
Product: putative protein phosphatase 2C 24
Biological process (GO): protein dephosphorylation
Molecular function (GO): protein serine/threonine phosphatase activity; cation binding
Source: RefSeq, a predicted model, not a curated record
CAUGGUGGUCAAUUUAACGCGACUAUUCCCUCUGUCUCUCUCAUUCUUCUAGUUUGAAUUUUGAUUCAAAUGUUCUGAAAUAUCAGAUUUCUAGGGUUUUCAAGUGGUUUGAAAUUUGAGAUCUGUGGAGUUCGGACAAUAAAUACACGAAUUAAACACUGGAUUUUAGAGCAGCGUACCCGGUGCUGGUGGUGGUGCAGAUUUGUUAUGGCGGAGAUAUGCUGCGGAGUAGAGCGUGAGAGCGAGGCGUCGGUGGCUUGCAAUACGAGUUCCCGAGGUGUGAGGCGGCGGAGCGUGCAGGUCCGGCCGUUCAAGUUCGUCGGCGAUAUGGCGUCGUCUGAGCCUGUAAACGGACAGAAGAAGCGUCAGAAACUUGAUCUCCCUACGGCCUCAUCUGUUUCGCGGGAGUGCGAUAACGCCGUCGAGAACAGUGGAGAACAACUUUUGGGUUCGGGAAACGAAAGAGUACCGGAGACGAAAGAGAUGAUGAUCUCAGGUGGCCAAGCGAUUCUGGUGAAUCCGAUUCUGAGUCCAUCGCUAUUGACUGCUCUGGUUGUUCAGGAGGUGUAUCCGAAGUUCGGUGUAGCCUCGGUUUGUGGAAGGCGGAGAGACAUGGAAGACGCGGUGGCGAUCCACCCCUCCUUUUGCCGAAUAGAACACGAAACCGCAACGAAAUUGCAUUACUACGCCGUUUACGACGGCCAUGGCUGCUCUCAUGUGGCGAUGAAGUGUAGAGAUCGGUUACAUGAACUUGUAAAGGAAGAGAUAGAAAAGAAGGAUUCGAGUACGGAGGGGUGGAAGGUCGCGAUGGAGAAAAGCUUCAAUCGCAUGGACAAUGAGGUGAUUGCAUGGAACGAAAGCGUUCUGCGUGCCGAUUGUCGGUGCGAGCUCCAAACGCCGGAGUGCAACACAGUUGGAUCAACGGCGGUGGUCGCAGUCGUGACUCCCGAUAAGAUCAUCGUCGCCAACUGCGGAGAUUCCAGAGCUGUAUUGUGCCGCAACGGCAAGGCCGUCCCUCUCUCAACCGAUCACAAGCCGGAUCGGCCAGAUGAGCUGAGCAGGAUCCAGGCCGCCGGGGGGCGGGUUAUAUACUGGGACGGCCCACGGGUUCUCGGUGUUCUCGCUAUGUCAAGAGCCAUUGGAGAUAACUAUUUGAAGCCAUACGUGAGCUGUGAUCCUGAAGUGACAAUCACAGAUCGGACGGCAGAGGACGACUGCCUGAUACUGGCGAGCGACGGUUUAUGGGACGUGGUGUCGAACGACAUGGCUUGUGGGGUGGCCCGAAUGUGUCUCAGAGGGAAGGCACCAGCGGCGGGGGAGUCGACAAGCAAGAUGUGCUCGCUGGUGAGUGAGGCCGCCGGGGAAGAACAUGGCGACAAGGCAUGCUCGGACGCGUCUAUGCUGUUGACGAAAUUGGCGUUGGCCAGGCGGAGUGCUGACAAUGUAAGCGUGGUUGUAAUCGAUCUCCGGCGGGUUACAUAGCGGUACGACAAUAAUUUGUUUUUAUUUUAUUUUUGUUGUUUUCAAUUGUGAAGUAGAGUUGUAAAACGAACCCAAGUUGAUGCGUUCGUGUUCCAUUUUGUUUGUUUUUAUUUUAUUUUUGCUGUUUUCAAUUGGGAAGUAGUGUCGUAAAACGAACCCAAGCUGAUGCGUUUGUGUUCCAUUUUCUUUGUUUUUAUUUUAUUUGUGUUGUUUUCAAUUGUGAAUUAGAGUUGUAAAACCAACCCAACAUGAUGCUUUCGUGUUUCAUUU